AAAGGUAUAAAACUUGUCUGAGGACGACAUUGCGCAGUUUCACUUUGGUUCUUGGAUCCAAAUGUGCGGGGCUUUCGUCUUCGUUUACCUGUUUCUUCUUCAGGCGCAGACGUGGGGCCUCGCUCUGCCGAAGAAGGAAAUCGUGGUGUACCCAAUACUACUGGAAGGUCGGGACGCCGAUGGCAGAAAGGCACUGAAGAUAACGGAUGACCUGACCCUUAAUCUGGAGAGCAGUAGCAUCUUCUCCAAUAAUUUCUUGCUGAUAGCUACGGAUGAUGACGGACGCAUAGUAAAGGGAUAUGAAAACGCUGGGGACUACGAAGAAAAUCUCUAUCACGACAAUGAGAAGUUGGCUUCCCUGAUGGUCACGCCAGACGCUGGAGCUAUAAAAGUUGAUGGUAUAAUUGGUGAAAAGCUGCGCAUUAAACCCCUCUUGGGGUCAGAACGUUCUUCUGAAGGUCACAUCGCCCACUUGCUGUCCACGAUAGUAAUGAAGAAACCUUUCAUCGCGGAGGCAUCAGAACGCAGUGAGAACAGCAACAACAGUGGGAAUGAAGAGCAAGGGGACGGCACCAGCACUGCUGUACCUACAGGAAGCGGUUAUCAUGAAGCUAAUGGCAGUGCAUCCGACUACGCUGAUCCUCCUACGACAAGUCAUACGGAAGGAAAUACCACCACAAGUGAUUACGGGGACGGCAACAGCACUGCUGCACCUACAGGAAACGGUUAUCAUGAAGCGGGUAGCAGUACACUCGACUACGCUGAUCCUCCUACGACAAAUCAUACGGAAGGAAAUACCAUCACAAGUGAUUACGGGGACGGCACCAGCACUGCUACACCUACAGUAAACGGUUGUCAAGAAGCUAGUAGCAGUGCACCCGACUACGCUGAUGCUCCUACGACAAGUCAUACGGAAGGAAAUACCACCACAAAAGAUUACGGUGACCCGCUCACAACAAAAAACGGGGGUUCGGGUUCAGGUUCUGCAGUUCUAGAGGAACGAGCUGACAACAUAAUGUACGUUGAGACGCACAUGGUUGUUGAAACAACUCAUGCGAAGUGGUUCGGUUAUAACGAGAAGAAGAUCCUAACUUACCUAGCCAUAAUAGGCAAUGCUGUGAACCUAAGGUACAAACAAAUAACGAACCCACGCGUCAAAAUCGUCCUCGUAGGCGUCACCAUACAGCGAGGGAACGAGCCUUACCUGAAGAGGGUUGAUUCCUAUUCAAACAUGAUCAAGCCAAUGGACACGGUAAUGGCGCUAGCUGAAUACAUUAAGGAAAGAAAAGACUACAAGAAAGCGGACUUCGUAAUGCUCAUCACCAGCUUGGACAUUGGCAGCUUCAAGGGCGACGCUACAGCUGGAUUCACGAUGAUGGGCACAGUGUGUGGGGAAUAUAGAACUGGAAGCUUCGAGGAUGACCCAGAGUCUUACUCCGCUACCUACAUCUUUGCUCACGAAUUGGCUCAUGGAUUGGGUGUGGUGCACGAUGGCUCUGGCCCGGAUAAUAUGAUUGAAAAUCACCCUGGCGCCUACAGCUGUAGCUCAAGCACUGGUUACAUCAUGGGCGACUUCAGCUUCGACGAACAUCACUAUCAAUUUUCUACCUGCUCUGUGUACCAAAUUCAGCACACUUACAGACUGACGAAAAAGUACAAGUGUCUUCAUGUGAAGAACACUGUGAACAGGAUCCCGUCUACUUCAAAGUUCCCGGGUGAUGUCGUGCCCUACAACCUACUCUGCAAGAUUGGAUUGAAGCAUUUGGAAGGCAAAUACUUCUAUGACCAGGAAAAGGGAGUGACAGAUUGCAACGUCAACUGCAAAACAAGGCAAGGCUCGGACGGCUAUACCUACUACUCAACGGUCGGAGCUCUUGAUGGUUCUGCGUGCGACAGUAAGAACAGCAAAAUGGCUUGCUUUAACGGUAGAUGCAUCGACUCUGCUGAAUACAGGAAAAAACUGGUAAAGAAGACCAAGAAGGCCAAAAAGACGAAGAAUACCAAGAAGAAGCUUUAAAGGAAGUCACUUGUUACACGUCUCCGCGGCAGUAAAAGAAUUCCUAUUUUGGGGGCUCAAGCGUC
Ornithodoros turicata is the source of this 2082-nucleotide messenger RNA. Its product is annotated as A disintegrin and metalloproteinase with thrombospondin motifs 2-like. Gene Ontology annotation, biological process: proteolysis. The record is from RefSeq and is a predicted model, not a curated record. The coding region runs from base 62 to 2017 and encodes 651 amino acids. Lineage: Eukaryota; Metazoa; Arthropoda; Arachnida; Ixodida; Argasidae. Gene Ontology annotation, molecular function: metalloendopeptidase activity. The transcript has 21 exons.